Anoplophora glabripennis (Asian longhorned beetle) is the source of this 1905-nucleotide messenger RNA. It is a transcript of the gene Vps45, whose product is annotated as vacuolar protein sorting-associated protein 45. Gene Ontology annotation, biological process: vesicle-mediated transport; intracellular protein transport. The coding region runs from base 110 to 1819 and encodes 569 amino acids. The transcript has a single exon. The record is from RefSeq and is a predicted model, not a curated record. NCBI's taxonomy places the organism in Eukaryota, Metazoa, Arthropoda, Insecta, Coleoptera, Cerambycidae. Gene Ontology annotation, cellular component: Golgi membrane.
UUGAGGUUAUGUGGUACCAAAAUGUCAGAUUUAUUUGUAUAAAAAUGUAUUCAAAUUUCAUUAUCUACGUUUAUUAACAGUUGUAGACAAAGGCAUAAAAAAAAGCAAAAUGAACGUAAUAGCAGCGGUGAAAGCCUACGUCGUGAAAAUGACGGAAGAAAGCGAGCCAGGAAUGAAAGUUUUACUGAUGGAUAAGGAAACAACAAGCGUUAUUAGUAUGGUGUAUGGCCAGUCUGAAAUCCAACAGAAGGAAGUUUUUCUGCUGGAGAGGAUAGAUUCUCCCAAUUACGCGAACUCUACCGGAUUGAGAUAUCUCAAGUGUUUGGUAUUCCUAAGACCAACACAGCAAAAUGUGGAAUCGCUAUGCAUGGAACUCCGCAAUCCCAAGUAUGGGGCUUACUACGUUUACUUCAGCAACAUAAUAGCCAAAGCGGAUAUAAAAGUACUAGCCGAGCAUGACGAACAUGAAGUUGUAAAGGAAGUGCAAGAAUUGUAUAUGGAUUACCUAGCUGUAAAUCCACAUUUAUUUUCAAUGGGCCUACCCACUUGUAUGAACUCUUUAAGCUGGCAGCAAGGAGCUCUGCAAAGGACGGUACAAGGUAUAAUUUCAGUCCUAUUGUCCUUGAAGAAAUGCCCUGCGAUCCGAUUCCAAGCUAACUCAAGUCUGUGUAAGGAUUUGGGAACGAGAAUCGAUGAAAUAAUGAGUAAAGAAUCUUCUCUUUUCGCCUACGGACAAAACAGUCAACCUUUGCUGUUAAUAAUAGAUCGUAGAGACGAUCCUAUUACACCUCUCUUAAAUCAGUGGACUUACCAAGCUAUGGUGCACGAGCUGUUAACGAUUAACAAUAACAGAGUAAACUUGUCCAACGUGCCAGGAGUCUCACCGGAACUGUCGGAAGUGGUAUUAUCAGCCGAACAGGAUACGUUUUAUGCCAAAAACAUUUUUAUGAACUAUGGCGAAAUAGGCACAAAUAUAAAACAACUCAUGGACCAGUUUCAAGUGAAAGCCAAGAGUCAUCAGAAGAUUGAAAGUAUCGCCGAUAUGAAGAGCUUCGUAGAGACUUAUCCGCAGUUUAAAAAGCUCUCUGGGAAUGUUACCAAGCAUGUGACUGUUGUCGGAGAACUCAGUGCAAUGGUUAAUAAGUACUAUUUGUUGGAUGUGUCUGAAAUAGAGCAAGAGAUUUCCUCGCAAAACGACCAUUCCUCACAUUUGCAAAGCAUCAAAAAGCUAUUAAACAACGAGAAAGUAAGAAGCACUGACGCAGUGAAACUGGUGAUGUUGUAUGCUCUGAGAUACCAAAACCAUAGUAAUAACGACCUCAACGGGCUUAUAGAAACAUUGAAAAAGAAAGGGGUCUCGGAACGAUUACUUAGGAAUAUAGUUAAUAUACUAGAAUACGCUGGCUCUCAUGCACGACAAAGCGACCUGUUUAAUGUGGAAAAUGCUGUUAAAAUCACGAAGAGGUUCAUCAAAGGCUUGAGUGGGGUAGAUAAUGUUUACACGCAACACAAACCCCUGUUACACGAAACCUUAGAAGACUUGGUUAAGGGGCGGCUGAAAGACCAUUUGUACCCUUUUAUUGGAAAUCAUUUCACUAACGUCAGACCACAGGACAUUAUAAUUUUCAUCGUUGGUGGUGCUACCUAUGAAGAAUCCUUAACUGUGCACACUUUUAAUAAAAAUUAUCCAACGUUUAAUAUUUUGCUAGGAGGGACGACCGUUCAUAAUUCUGCAAGUUUUCUCGAGGAGGUGGAGCAAGCAACUAAGAAUAUAACCAGGAGGCACACCAGAAACAUCCGUAAUAUAAGAUUCGAUUAAACAUUCCUUGAACAUGUAAUUCAACCAUAAGUUAUAUCUAUUUAUAUUUAUUUUUUAUCAAAUUAAUAUAUUUUAUGUUAAGCUUC